GAAAUGUUGAAAUGCAUACCUCAUUGAUGUCUGCGGCUGCAGUCUACAAGACACAGUGCUGCCUUAAUGGUUCUAGGCAGUGGAUCAAGACGCGUGAAGUUCCCUUUUACUGUGGGGUUGGACCUCUGAAUCUAUGCUAUGGUAAUGACAGCGAAGUGAAGCUGCAUAUUACAAAUGUAGAUGAGGAGCUCAGGUUCAAUCAAGGUGUGCUUAACAAGGGCCUAUGA
Molecule: messenger RNA, 227 nt
Organism: Linum tenue
Lineage: Eukaryota; Viridiplantae; Streptophyta; Magnoliopsida; Malpighiales; Linaceae
Source: the annotation of a GenBank genome assembly